AUGGGGGUUCCGGGUCUCCUUUCCUUCCUCAUCCAGCGUCUCAAGCACGAGGAGAAGCGCCGUGAGGCCCUAGGAGAGAAAGAGAUCAACGAUCGAGCCUCUUUUCACGUGUCUUGGCCCAAGGAAAGCAACCUGGCUGGCUCACUCCUCUUCCCUCCCUCCCUCCAUUCCUCGCUCCCUUCCCAGGUCCUCCCCAACGUGCCCGUCGACUCCCGCGUGGACGUCUGGGCCAUGGGCUGUCUCCUUUACUGCCUCGCGUACGGUCGCUCGCCCUUCGAGUCUCCCACCGAGGGAGUCCUCAGGCUGGGCAUCCUCAAGUAA
This is a messenger RNA of Nannochloropsis gaditana CCMP526, 321 nucleotides long. RefSeq names its product protein kinase. The coding region runs from base 1 to 321 and encodes 106 amino acids. Gene Ontology annotation, molecular function: protein kinase activity; ATP binding. The transcript has 2 exons. Gene Ontology annotation, biological process: protein phosphorylation. The record is from RefSeq and is a predicted model, not a curated record.